Messenger RNA from Chaetomium fimeti, 210 nucleotides. Its product is annotated as ankyrin repeat-containing domain protein. Gene Ontology annotation, molecular function: protein binding. The record is from RefSeq and is a predicted model, not a curated record. NCBI's taxonomy places the organism in Eukaryota, Fungi, Ascomycota, Sordariomycetes, Sordariales, Chaetomiaceae. The transcript has a single exon. The annotation marks the transcript as partial.
CGAACGCCGUUGUCAUGGGCCGCUCAGAACGGGCAUGAAGCUGUCGUGAGACUGUUGCUUGCCACCGGCGCAAACAAAACAUCGGCCGAUAAGUCACGCAUGACACCUCUGUUGUGGGCCACCCGGGGCAACCAUCAAGUCGUUGUGCAGCUGCUACUCGGCAAUGACAUCGAUGCUAUCUCACCAACUGAAGACGACCAAACACCACUA